Osmia lignaria (orchard mason bee) is the source of this 14613-nucleotide messenger RNA. RefSeq names its product ring finger protein murashka (gene mura). Lineage: Eukaryota; Metazoa; Arthropoda; Insecta; Hymenoptera; Megachilidae. The record is from RefSeq and is a predicted model, not a curated record. Gene Ontology annotation, molecular function: ubiquitin protein ligase activity. Gene Ontology annotation, biological process: protein ubiquitination.
GGCAUUUCAUAUCUCGCGGAACGUAGACCGGAAAUGCUUUUCUUUGUACGCAUGAUUUCGAAAUCAUUUAUCAAACAACACGCUGCGUUUUAACCUCUUUGACCCGAAAUUUUUUUACACGUAAAGUAUUAUAGCUUCCAAAAUAUUUAUAAUAUUGAAUAUUAAAUUUUGUAGGAAACUUUAUAUCUACGUUGGGUCUGAAGGGUUAAUCUGACAGAUAGCUCGCGUUGUCAGUAUAUAUUUUUCAUUUUAUACGGUUAUCUAUCUAUGAUCGUAUCGUUCGAUUCUUUCUCGCUAUGCAGUCGAUACUUCUCAUACUCGUCACGCGUUUCAAGCCGAGCAAACAGACUUAACCGGGGAAUAUCGUGCGAUGCAUUUAUCUGUUUGUAAGCGAACGAAACACGCUAUUCCCCGUGCAAGAUAGUUACGUAUUUUUCAACGUUUCGAAUCUAUCAGGUUAAUUCUUUCGAGUGGCUUUGUCAGUUGCUCAAGGUCUUGUGCUUUGUGUUGCGGUAAAAAUGUUACGGCGAAACAUCGAUACAAUGUAUCUAAAGCCACGUUCACACGCGUCACUUUGGAUACAUAGUUUUUAUUUUCCUUUUUUUACUUUUAGAUAUACAUAUUAUAUAUCAUACUACUUUUUAACGUAAUUUUAACCUAACCUACCGAGUCGGGGAUCAUGGGUGUCUAACCUUAUCCAAAGCUGUAGAUCUAACCUGUCAGGACUUACGGUCCGUCUCCAUAGAGCGUUGAUCUACGGCCUUCGGUCGUUAUAUGUUAAGGGUUAUCUAGGAAUAUUUUAUCUAAAAUCGAAGGUGUUUCUAUCACGUAAGUGUCAUUUACCGAUUAUCGGCAGUGAAAUUAGCCGCGUGAGAAAUCUCGACAAACAUUUACGCUUCUGUCAGAUAGCUCCAUUUAAAUUUCAUUCGAUGCCCGCUUGACCUGAUACGAAGCGGAGUGAAGAUAGUCUCGAUACAUACAAGGUUCGUUCCGUUUUAAAUCCACAACUCGUCCGAUGCUGUUUAGCGUUCUUAUUUCGGGGUGGUAAGUAGAGAAUCAAUGUGUUCGUGUGCGUGACCGACUGACACGCAGCCGAAAGGUUAGUUAACAGGUAUAUUCUUGAGCCGAUGUACUUUCGUCGUUCCGAAAACUGUUCUACGAAUGAAAUUACCGUAGGCAUCGUUCGCGUUGAUGAAAUUGACCGCGCCGAUGAUAAUUAAAAUGCAUGCCAGUUGAACGAAAUUAAUAUGGCGGACCAUUAUUGGAGCACAAACAAUUAAUAGUGCGUCGAGGUCUAAUAGGGGAAACCAGAAAAACUUUCAAUUUAUAAAAAUUAAUUUUUCUUGCAACGAAAAUUGAAAAAUGGAGUCGCAAGGUUUUCUAAUUAGAAUUAUUUGAAUUUCGUAUUUCACCAGGCAAUGCGAGUUUUACUUUAAUAUAAACUAUAAGGUUUUUAAUAAUUAUUAUACUAUUUUAUCCAUGUGAAAAUCCAGCUGUCUUCCGGCAAGCACUUUCUGCAAAUCGCUAGGGGAAUCGAAAGCGUUUUCUUUAUCGAUCGCAUGGAAUUACAGCUCACGCAUUCUCGUUUCGAAACAAGCCUGCUUCUCCUUUCCAUAGGAUAUUCUCAGGCUAGCAAGUCUGUUGCGAGGAGAGACCCAGGUAGACGAGCGAGCAGGCAGGCAGGCAGGUGGUAGCCAAAGAAAGGCGGCAGGUCCACCUGGGUUUUUCAGGAAGUGGACAUCGCCCAUCCACAGAACGGUAUCUACGGUCCGUAUAUCCUUAGUUGGAAAGGCUCUCUUCCAACAGACCAUCAUUCGUUGAAUCGACUUUCUGACCUUACCUACCUUGAAAUCUCUACUUUGUCUCGUAUACCUCAAUCAGAAGAUAAAAAUUUCCCCUCUUCAUACAUUUAAUCCUUAAGUACUGUGACGGGGCCUGGGAAUACCCCAAGACACACUAGGUGUCUCAAUAAUUUUCAAUCAGGAAUUAAAUUUUCUUUGUGAAAAGGGGUCUCAGAAUACAUUAGUAGGAAGUUUAGGCUUUGCUAUUCAAAAGUUAUAGACUGUAGCUAGUGAUGGAGUGCGAAACGCUUCGAAUAUUGAAACUUACAAUUUACCAUCACUUUGCUAUAAGUAGAUUUACCCAAGCGAGUCUAAAUGUUAUGUUAAGUGUAGAAUAAUAUAAGGGCACUAAUUAGAAACUUAGACAAUACUCACCUCGUUAUUAGAUUUAAACCCUAAUUAGUACAACUUAUAUCACUCUAUAAGAAUAAUCUUAAGCUCGUAGACCAUUUAUAAAAGCAAUACCUUACUAGGAAUUAAGGUUCCUCAAGGACCUAAAAUUAAAGCAGUGUACCUUCCCAUAUGAACCCAGCUAGGAAGAAGAGCUGAACAGUCAGGGUACCGUGGCGCCCCUUUUUUCCACGGCUCCCACAGUACCUGAGGACGAUUGUUGCUUCGUAGAGAGAGAGAGAGAGAGAGUAAGGCUAUGGAGAGGAGCAGCCCUCGAGGGCUGGCCACAAUAUCCAUCAUUAUGGGGGAGAGGAAGGGAAUGCCGGGGAUGUUGGUCGUCUCUGUAAUUCGCUGUUGCGGUAUGCGGGCACGGUGACGCAUACGGGCUGAACCCGUACGUUCAUUUUGCAAAGGAAAAAAAAAAAAGAAAUGAGAAUUCAGCGACGAAAAACGAGUCCCUUAAAGUCGUGGACGUUGCGUGGCUCUUUGUGGGCGACGAUAUGCGGGCGGGUACAUGUAUGGUUUAUGAUUAAAUUGGGUUUGAGGGGGCUAAAAGCCAACCAAGAAGCUCGUUAAUGACGCCUUUAUCGUGGAAUUAUUUUUCUAAAGAUGACGAGUGUAAUUUCGAUGCUUCGAGGUCUCUAUUGUAUUUUCUAAUCCCCACCCUUAACAAUCUAGAAAUAAUUAAAUAUCUUUUUCGAUUGCCAUCGAGCGAGAUAUGACUUGGAAACGGUAAAAGGGACGGUGUUAAUCGUUAAGUUUAUGGUAGUCAGAGUUUUUGCCAGGUCAUCACGUUAAUUUCCCAAAGCGACGGCAACGAGUAAGGGCACAUCGUUAGUCAUCAGCUGUGACUAAGAAAUAACCGGAGCUUUAGUCGGACACGAAUUGCACAAGUUUUUCCAUGGUAUCAUGUAAACAAACGUAUAUAGAUCGACGAUUCAACGACACGUGUACCUAUAUAGCGUAUCAUCAGAACAGAACUGGCUGUCGUUUCCGGAUUGUUACGUUAGUCCGGUUCGUUUGUUUCGUGAAACCAGUAGAUCCAGUUCAGCAGGGCUAACGCGUGUACCUGUUACUGGUGCACGUUGCAUAAAUUAGGUCGCGUUAAACCUUUAUACGUACGAUGAACCUGUACAGGGUGUUUCAAGAAGCUUCGAUACCGUGAAAAUCAUAGAAAUUCUAUCAAUUAGUUUUCUCGAUCGAUUUUUGUGAAAUACUGUGAUAAAUAACAUUUCACUUUUUCGUCGGUCACGAGCACACACACUUUCGUUUACGCAUAAUUCGGCUCGAGUCAUUCUCAAUGGAAUUUUUUCGAGUUUCUCUAAGCGGGUCAUUUAAAUGAGAAAUCUAACGGAACCUUAAAAAGUAGGUUACCGAAGUUAAUUCUUAAAUGUAACAUAAAUACACUAUGCUUCAAGGGAGUAUUUUUAAUUUCAUCAUUUUUUUUUCUCAAAAACAAACCUCGCUUUUGCAACACUCUUGUAUAAUUAAAUUUCAGGUAUUCUCACUUUUGCAUUGUUUUUCACGCGACGAGUAUGUAACUCAUUGUAACGUACGGAGGUUAAUUUGAUACGUGUGCAUAAUGCAACGCACGCGAGGAGAGUUGCAUAGAAAUAAAAGCAAACCAGGAAGAAUCGAAAUUUUACCAGAAUUUUUCAUUAAAAUUUCUCUCGCAUCGAGAUUUAUGUAUAUUAAAAAUUCGUAAGGUUGAAAUUAAAACAAAGUGUGCGCCAUCGAUCCGGGUCGAAACGCAUCCUUCAGGAUCACUGAAUCUUCUCUUCGAAAUCGGACCUUGAAUAUUUUAACGCAUCCUCGUUUUCUUCUCGAAGGCUACAAGUCGACCAUUCGCACAAUCGUUUUCCCGGCUAUCUGACCGCGUAAUCUUUCGCUUCGAAAGCGAAAGACCGACGUGGAACGAAUCGAAAUGAAACCUAUUGUUCUUUUCGGGAAACAAGAGGAAAUUGUUGACUCCCAAUUUCAGAGAUUUAGAACAGUAGCAUUUUUUUUUACAAUACUCUACCUUGAUAAUUUUUUACCUAGAAUAUUCCAAAAAACAGAGCCAAUCCACGCAAUCAGCGUCAACAAUGAUCAGCAAGAACAAAGAAAAAAAAUUCAUUCGAAUAAAACAAAAUCUCUCGUCUGACCGGUACAUCCUUUGAGAGUAGGAGUAAAGUGGAAAUUUCUCUUCCUGUUUCGUUCUAACUUCUCCUCGCCUCUCUCUCUCUCUCUCUCUCUUCGAUUUUCCCUCUUACUUGGUCUCUCCAGGGUGCUAGCCAGUUUCGUGAUACGAGGCUGGCCGGAUCGAUAGAGAGAGCCUCGGUUCCUUCGUGUUCUCUUUCUCGAGUUGACGAUUCCUGGAGGAUUCGAAGGAACCGAGGCAGAUUUUCAUGGAUAGAGAGAGAGGGAUAGGGGGGUACCGACCUGUUACCUCGCUCUAGGGACCGCCCUUUGUCGCUCGCAAGCUUUUAAGGGCCAGUCGAGUGGACGACGAAAGUCUGCGGCUGAACACCAGCUGGUGGAAAAUCGAAAACGCCAGCUGCCUCUGGCUCCUCGACCGGCAUAAAUUCCAGCCUUUUGUACGUACCCUGGCGUAGGUCGAAUCUCGGCUACUUUACACCCGGAGAUCUGGACCCCCCCACCUGAAAAUACUGACUUGAAGAUAUCCGGAAUCUCUGAUACCGAGAUCCUUAAACGGAGAGGAAAUCUAAUUAACCCUCGGAUGGGGGUUGCCUCCCUCGAUUUCGUACGUUUCAUAUAUAUUUAUAAGCAAUCGAAGGGAAGGAAAGAGUUAAGAUCGGUUCGUGUGACCCCGAUCGCCAGCUUUUGGUCGCAUUGUUGUCUGGAACGGUACAUAUGCGUUCCUUUGCCGCGACUCCUUCGUCCUCGUCUCGACGGUUUUUGCUUUUGCUCGACUCUUUCUCGAGAGAGGAGUUUAAAGGUAAACGGGUUUCUCACCGAUCGCAGACACCGCUCGAGCCACAUCACCAGGAGACUCCUGCCUCUCUUGGUCAUACCUAUGAACGCGUACACCAUCUUCGACUCCGCUAAGUGUUCGUCAUCUAUUCCAGAAAUAACGCGCGACAAUUUGUCACCACGAUCGUUGCACAAUACUGUUCUGGUUUCGUUAAAAAUUUGCAUUCUAUCAAAGGUACAUAUUGCUCAUCGUGCUUGGUCAUAGCGAAAGGGUUAAACGGAGGUUAGAAGCCAUUUACCCCUUUGUUCGAGGCUGAAAUUUCUUCCCAGGAAUACGAGUUUGUCACGGUCACGAUGUACUUGGUUAUUGCAUUAAAGAGACGUAUUAGGCGUGUUAAGUAGCAUUUAAUAGCACCUGUUACGUUAGGUAGCCUAUUACUUUACUUCUGUUCUUGAUGGUAAAUAAUAAAUAUUCAAGUAUGCGCUUAGCUCUAGUCUAACUAUUCCUGCAUAUACAUUUAAGGGAAUAAAUGCUAGUGUCCUUGAUUAUAUGAUUUUUUAUGAUUUUAUGAAAGGUUUGGGUUAGAUGAAUUGUCAGGUUAAACAAGUUUGCUAUAGUCAGAAUUAUUCUGCUCCUUAUUUAGCGUCAUUAAUAGCAAAGGUAAUUAGCUAUUCUGUUCCACAGCCGGAUCAUUCAGUAUGCAAAUGUCGCGCACAACCGACUGUCGCUUAAGAAUUCAAGCAUCUCGAAAGGAAACUAAGUCGUCGGUUAUCUGAAACAUUCUUAUCGACCCCAUGACAUAUGGUAUGUUCACCUGGUGUCCAGCACCCUGUUUGCUCUCGAUACCGUGCUACCGGUUCAGAAUUUGCGCCAAGGCACACCUGACCAGACAGACUCGUUAAUAUACCACCCUUUCUGCAGUUGCCUUGCACGUGGCCCUUAACAAAGUUCCGAAGGGAUAACGUCCUUUUUUGUUCCACGAUAGGAUCGUAAUGAUUGUACAAGCAUUUGUUGAAAUUCAGGAAGAUUCUUUAAGUACUGGUGAUCACGAGGCAAAGGAAGACACCAUGCGGUGGGAUUCAGUCUGAAAGUCCUUCGUGGUCCAAGUUUCUUUUUUUAGAAUAUCCUAGGGUCGAGGAUCUUUGUUAAAAAAAAAAAAAUUCGCCACAAUCGUUGAAAGAUUUUUCUUUGCUGCGGAUGGGGCCAGGGUUCGCGCAAAGGCAGAGAGAGGCUGGGCCCAAAGCAACGGGGCCUGGAUAUUCCGGUUCACUUAAUCGUUUCUUCGGACUUCGGAUCGUGGCAGGCCAACUCUCUGUCCCUCUUUUGGCUACCUUCGACCGAAAAAAUGAAGAAAAAGAGCUUGCCCUGUUGUUGGUUAUACACGAGCGGGCACAGGAAAUCAUCCUGAGCCUAUCCCAUAGAAUCCUUUCCCAGUUGAAUAUUCUUCUACAGACGAGUCUUCGAAUAUCAGCGUGAAAUGAAAAAAUAUCGAUAUAUGUUUAUCUUUAGAAAUAGAUGAACCAUUAAUAAGUUUCCACUAUUAACGUGCGCACCCUCUGUCCCUUUGCGCAUGACCUUUCUUCUUGUACAAUGGUUUGCAUUAACAAAUUAUAGUUAUAUAAGAAUUUAUGUUUGAAAGGAUUUCUUGACUCUGUUUAAAAAUUAACGAUUUCCUUGUGACCUCUAACAUCCAUAUGGUUGUGUGUCCCAUAGCUUUUCACGCUUUUUCAAAAGUCACAUUAAUGUGCUUCGCGUGUCGAUGAGCCAUCGAAAAGGAGCCAUUCCAUUAAAUACAUUAUUUAUUUAUUUAUUUAAUAUUUGAUUAAACACUCGGUUUGCAUACGUUGCUCCUUUUCGUGAGCUGUCGAAUGGCGAUACUUUUGCCAAUGGCGAGCGAGAGAAACGAGAAUGAUGAAAAAAAAAAAAGAGAAAUGUAUAUGGAGGCUACGUGACCGAGAGAGCUUUUUACCGGAAAUGCAUCCGAGCUAGUCGCCACGAGCGCCAAGCACCAAACGCAUGCGAAACGAGGAAUGAUUUUACAUUCGUCAUGAAUUUUAUAAAGAGAAUCUUGAAAACAUUGUACUCUGCAAAUUCUGCGUGAAAAAACAAAUCGAAAAGUCCUGUACCGUUUUGCAAUCAGACCUUCCGUUCUCGAGAUAUUAGCGAUUAAAGAUUCGAUGUUUAACUUCCGGGGCGCCCCUACUUUCGACCACGUGAUCAGUUGCUUGGCCAAUCGCGUGAGGUUUACACUGCGCGCGCCGGAAGUCACACAUCCGAUUAUAUUCGCUUGUAUCUUGGAAAUGAAAACUUAGACUGUAAAAUGGUAAAGAACUUUUCGUUUUAUUUUUUCAUGAAGAAUCUCUAGUUUGAUGUACAAUCUUUUCGAGACAGCCUAUGUAUAUCUUUUAAUAAUUAUUGUUACUACAUAUUAUUGCAUGGUAUGUUUGUCUCUAAAUAACACCCCCUAUGCUAUGCCCGCGAAAUAUGCAUUCGUUUGGUACAAUUUAUUUGCAUUGUUAUAAGAUAAAAAGUUGAAUAAAUGAUUGCGCGGGGCCCUCGAGAUCGGUAGAGACGGUGGUGUCGUUUCGAGCCGCACUCGAACAUGGCGGCGUGGUCGGAUGUUCUUUCGACAUUUCGAAAGAGCAACAUGAAACGGAAAUCUCUUGGUUCAUCUAGCCUCCUCCUCGGUGUCAUCGUAACGUCGUUCGAAUAUCUCGCCAGGUUCGAUAUCUCGGAGGAGGACUUGAGUGGGGCGUGUGCAGGUUUUAAAAACAAGGGCCAGAAACUACGUGCAAAGUCGAACGAAAUUGUACGGCGAGGUUAACCUCUCUCGACGUGUCGACAACAGAGUAUACGAACCAGGAAAAAGAGAAGAGCUAAUAGAAAGACAGAGAACGAAGUUAAAAGUGUAAAAAGGGACGGAACGAGGCAAGGGUGGAAUAAGAUCGAAAGAGACAGAACAAAAGGGGAGGGAAUGAACGGCCCUGGAAGUCAUCAGCAUCGCGGCUUGGGCAUGCAGGGACGUUACAGGGCCGUAGUAAACGGUGGUACCCAAACGGGGCCCCAUUCACGGCCUCCAGCGCCCCGUGGUGGAUGGCACCCUCAUAAUCAACACCCUCAACACGCCCAGAUACCUCAGCAAUACACCGGCAACAAGGAAUAUCCAUAUCGUCAAUGUCCACCGCCACGCUUCCAUAACGGGGACUGUCCCGGAGUUGGUACGUCUUCCGGACCGAACGGUAAGGAAGUAUCGUAUCACGGGAACGUAGGCGGAUCCAGCGUGGGGUAUAAACCGCCCCCGCAGCACAGUCCGCAAUCGAGAGGUCCACCGGCACAUUUUCCACAAGAGUCUGUGGGUCCUCCGGCAAAUUCACCGCCAUUGCAUAUCAACAUCUGCGGCCAAGAGAACACGAUGCGUGGCCCGUUAUUGAACAUGAGUCCAGGUCUCGGAGCUAGCGGCGUCGAUAUGGAGUAUCGUAGAACUUCUCAAGCCACGAAUCAGCUACCUCUGAGUCCUGUACAAAUACAACCUUCGCCGCCGUAUUACAGGCAGCCUAGUCAAGACGAUGGUAGAAAGAGCGAGUCACCGUCGAGAAAACGUCGACGAAUAUCACGGAACGGUGCCGUGUCUGGGAUCGAAGUACGAGAGACGACACCACAGUCACCUACACCACCGUUACACACAACUCCACCGCCAUGGGAAUUUUCACCGGCACCCCAAAGACGAUCACCUCGCAAUCAUAUGUCCACACGCGGUAGUCCAACAAUUCGAAAUCGUUACCAACGAUACACCGACUCGUUCGGAUUAUCCUAUUCCUUCAUUCCCGGCCACAAUCCUCAUCCGACGAUUCACAACUCCCACCAUGGUAUCCAUGGCUCUCAUCACAGUAUCCACAACUCGCACCAUAAUCUGCACAGUUCCCAUCAUAAUAUGCAUAACGCGCAUCAGACGCAUCCCCAUCAUCCACCGGGUACAGGACACCAUCCUGCGCAGGGAGCGAACGGUCCUGUGGUCGUUGACGUUGGACAAGUCGGUGUUUCCGGUUUAGGGGUGGCCGUCAGCGGCGAACCCAUCUGGCAUCCUCAAGCGACAGGUUACAGAAUUCCUUGUCAGCUGCACAGUAUAUACACACCGACUGGGGCACACGCGUUUGCGCAUUCGUGUCAGGUCACACAUCACCAUAGUCACUACCCAUCGGCUCAUCCGACCCAUCCAGGCCACAGCCUAGUCGGAUAUCCAACGCCAACCGGAGGUCCCGUGGCGGCUCUUCAUCAUGCUCAUGCACCUCCACCGCCCGUCCAUACUGCUCAUUAUACUGCGCAUCAUCAACUCUCGCAACAGAGAGAAGUUGAAUUAGAGUUAAUUGAAUCCCAUCAUCAUCACCGAGUAGGAGCCGCAGCCGGUGCUCCGUUACCAUUGCCGCACUCGUACUCGCCGCCAGCUCUCACUCAAGUCACGACUCCGACUCCUACUCCUAUAUUCCUGUCAGAAACUAGAAACAGUCAAUUGGAAAUGAUUCAAUCUAGAAAUCGUCGUACAGGACCGAACGUUCACACGGUUAGACGACCAAGGUCGGGUAGAUGGAGAGGUACACCUCCGAUACCGCAGACUUAUCCGGCAUUCUUACUACACUUCUUAGCGAUGUUCAGCAACCCACCAUUAUCGCCGUACAGUCAAGCGGAGCUUUCAUCGCCAGAUUCGGCAACCGAAAAUUACGAGGCUCUACUGUCGUUGGCUGAAAGACUGGGAGAAGCUAAACCACGAGGACUGACCCGUGCCGAAGUCGAACAGUUGCCCUCGUACAAAUUUAACGCGGAAACGCACCAGGGAGACCAAACGAUCUGUGUCGUGUGCAUGUGUGACUUCGAGGCUCUGCAGUCGUUGCGCGUACUACCCUGCUCCCACGAAUUCCACUCGAAAUGCAUCGACAAAUGGCUUAAAUCGAACCGAACGUGUCCAAUAUGCCGUGGCGAUGCCGGACAAUAUUUUGGAAACGCCAGUACCGGUAGCGACUGACGCCAAGCUGCUCAAGUGCACUAGCGCCAACUGUCACGGAUCUCAGGGACGCUACUUCGCACAGAGCUACCAGCCAUCAGGUUGCUGGUUUGUGCAAAUUUCUGUUGACGAGCAUUUCUCUCGUAUCGAGGAGGCUGGGAACAAAGACGACCGCGCGGAGUUGCGGUCCAAACCAACGGCAGAACCGAGCGUGUCUGCUACAACCCUUCAGCCAGAGGAUUAUGAAAAUCGAAGAACGAUUAAAAAAAAAAAAAAAAUAAAAAAAACAGAUGAAAGAGAAAAAAAAAUUUAAAUUCAGGGUAUGAUCGUGUGUCGGGUGUUGAGAACAAAAAAGGACCACACGCAAUAAAGGUACACGAUUUUAAAUUAACAGCAUGCAACAUUUGUACGUUGACGAAUGAACGUUUCUCGCGUGUUUAUUCCAUAUUGUUUUUUUCUUCGGAUAUUAGAGAAAGGGGAGAGAAAGAGUAUGUGCGAGUGUAUAAAAUGUUGUAAUAAGCAAUCAACUGAUGUUAGGGACAAACGAGAAAGAAGAAGAAGAAGAAAGUUUCAGAGAUAUUAAAAGCUACACAAGCAUUUCACGUCAGAGUUGGGAAUCUGACGCUUGUUCGUAUAUUAUUAUAAUUUUAUUUUAUUUUUCUCUUUGUUUCAACUAGCGCUUUGACAUUUACGUAUUUAACGCUCGUUUGUUGUUUUGUGUUGCUACUUUUUAGGAGAGUAUCGGGUAUAUAUUGUGUACAUAAGUACUUGUAAUAAUGCAACUAUUGCCACUUUCCAUUAACGUUCCAAUUUUUAUUAUUAUUAUUAUUACUAUUAUUAUAGUUGUCUUUUUAAUCCUACGAAUUGUACAUAAUUACGUAAAACACUCCUAUUAUACAUACACGCGCGUAUAUGAGUGUGUGCGUGCAUAUAAAACCGAUUCUAGGUAAUUUGUUUCUUUUUGUUAGGGAGGGGGGGGGGGGGGACGGGGGGGCACUUAACCAAAUGUAGUACAUAAAUUCUUUUCCUUUUUUUUUCUUCUUGCAACAAAGAGGACAAGACGUGUUAUUGUGUCGGGCAAUGAAGAAACACAACUUCCUAACAAAUAUAAGCUUUUUGUGUCUUUGUGUAGGAUGGGUGAUCAUUUUGUUAUUAUCAAUAGUUGCAGAAAUAAUUACCGGGAAGAGAUGAUUUAUUUAAUAUUCGUUUCUCUCGCGGUGGUUCGUCGACAACCGUUUCCUUUCUUUAUCUACUUCAAUGAUCCUUCGAAACCGUGAGAGGAAAUAAAACAAGAAGUCAGUCGAUUCAGCAAUAGUUUACUAUACGCAAAAGAUGCAAAACUAAAUAAAGAAGAAAAAAAAGAAAGAAAAAAGAGAAAAUGAUAAAAGAAUACCGCUUCUGUUUCCUGCGUAUCUACCUCUAAUAGAUGAAAUGAAACGAUUCAUAUUUUUUUAUACACACAUCUCAUAAACAAUAAACGUACGUACGCUAAGAAAACCAAAAAAGAAAAUUUAAAAAAAAAACGAAUAAAAGAGAGAAAGAGCACACGCGCGCGAGGGAGAGAAAAAUAAGGAUGGAUUAGAAGAAUCGAGUUAACCGCGAUUUCGGAAAUUUUCAAUAUUAAAUAACAAACUUUAACGAUUAAGAUUCGUCGGAUAAAGUAACGUUAAUAUUUAGAAAGUCCCUGCAGAGAAUCUAUGAUAUUCGUUCCCAAGAAUUUUUGGAAAAAAUCUCACGGCUGGACACCACGUGUCGAUUUUUCUCUAUCUCGAAGAUCUGUAAGAGAAAAAUCCACUCUGAUCAUUCUUUUUUUUUUUUUUUUUCAUUAUUGUUCGAGAAAUUAUAUAAUCUUUUGUUGCAUUUUAAAUUGUUAUAAAGCUGUACCGUAGAAAUCUAAUGGGGGAAAAGAAAAUUUCUUGUUUAGACUUUUUGAAUUUGGUGCUUCGUUUCUCGCGUGCAUAGCUUUGGAAUUAAUAAAAAAAAGCACUAUAUCUUUCAUGGAUUUUUCCAUUUAACGCGUUCGCUGUCGAUCACGCGAUAUCGCGGGCCUGAUCAUCGACGUUCAAACGUUGAGGCAUCCAGCGACCGACUUUACUUUUGGAAUUCGGCAGCGAAUGGUAUUCGAUGUGUUAAUUAGAUUACUGUUGAAUUAAUGAAAAACAUCACGUGGUCUUCUCUCGUAACGGUGUAAAAUAGAGAUCGAACACGAAACGUGUAAUGGGUUCUUGAACUGUCUCCUUCCAUUUCUUAUCGCGUGCCUUUACUGUACUUGACCGGGUAUCGGGAAACGAUGAGAGUUCAUGGGGAAAAAGGAAAUAGAGAAAAUGAGAAAAAAUUUGAAAAACCUGAAUUGACCCUCGAAUCCUGUGAACUAGAAAGUUCAGGUGAAUUUGAAACAUUCGUUCGAGUCACAGGAGGAAAUGUACAUUUGGAGCAGAAAAACAAAACCACUUAAUUAGACCACGAUUUGGCAAACUGUAAAUUUCUUUUAAGAUUGUUUUAUUUUAAUUAGUAUACUUUAGGUAUAAACCUACAAUUUUGGAUCCACACAUUAAUUUUUGAAUAUAUAAUAUAGAAUUGAACGCUACAAAUAUUUGAUAUCAACAUGUUAAUUUUUAACGAACAAAUAGAAUAGGUAAUUAGUUACAGUUUAUCUUUUGCAAUCGAAGUAUGAAACUAUAACGUUUGCCAAAUAAUUUCCUACCUUUCGCAUCGGUGUAGCUUCAUUUGUUAAAAAUAUUUUAACAAUUGUUUGCCAAAAUCGUGCGUGGUCUAACGCGUGGCUAAAUCAUCGCAUUACCACCGUGUCUACCACCUAUAUCUGGCUAGAACAGGACCAACGAGCUUUAUUUUACACUCUGACAUUCUACAAUUUGAAUGUAAACUGAUAUUUCUCGGUCAAUACUUGGAACGAUACUCUACGUAGGACGUAACAGAAUUUGGAUCAUUAAUUACACCUUAAUUUCAAUUUCCAUUCGAUUGAUACGUGUUCUACUUGGAGUAUCUUAGAAUCCAGUAAGUUUCUAGCAGAGCGAAUAUACUCGUAAGUGAAACUCGUCCGUGCAACCGUAUAUACGUAAAAAAAAAAAAAAAAAAAAAAAAACAUGUACUUUUUAGUAGUUUUGUACGGGUCUAAGGCUGCGUUUGCGAUCAUUCAGAAAUAUCAUUUGAUCGAGACUAAAUGACCAUUCGCUGUUCACAUUCGAAGAAUCUAAAAUUAUAAAAUUAAUAGAGCGUCAUUUAAUUCGAUCAAAUAAUAUAUGAAAAGGUAACACGUGCAAGCACAAAUCAAAAGAUAUUGAUUUUCAUUGUUUCAUUUGGUGGAACAAUAUCAAAAGCUCGUGUAUACAUGUAUGUAUGUGUGCGUGUGUGCGUGUUGGUUUUUCUUAGAUGCGUUUUAACAGGAACACAUAUCACUUAAUCUCCAUCGUAAUCCACGCGUCUCGCACGCUCGCCCUUUUUGUCGCUAGACCCGGCCAGAGAAAGAACAAAAGGGAAUGGCUCAUUUUUUUACUAGCUUAAGCGAAAGAGACGGAAAACGAUGCGUGAACGUGCGUGUGAAUUUGUCGAAAGGGACGAGCGUUCGAUCGGAAGGAGCUAAACGCCGAACAAGAUCUACACAUCCGGUGUUCAGUGAACAAAACUACUCUUUUUCUCUCAUCGGGCUUUUCACAACUUUCCAUAUAGCUUGGGGAAUCUUUUUUUUUUUUUAAUCCCAAGUAGUAUAACAUUGACGUAACUAGGGAGGGUUCAAAGUGGCCCCCAUAAUCUAUCAGAAAUGAUCAAAUCGAUACAAAAAUAUUGCUAGCAGCCUGAGAUAAAAAAAUACUAAUUACGUCAGUGAGUAAAUUUAAACGCGAAUUGGAAUCUCUUUCUCUUCUACGUUUCUGUGAUAAAUAAUAAGAAACAGAAAAAAGAAAUAUGGUAUUCUCGUGAUAUAGAAAUCUUCUUAUUUUUCCUGGGCCGAUUCUCGACUACAGAGGUUACUUUUGACCCCCCGUCCAACGCUCCGUCCCUUGAUACGCUUAGAUUAAGCUAGGCAUAAUGUACCCUUUAAAACGCGUACCUUAAGCACACCCUGAAGCCUAGUGUACCAGUCGCAGCAGAUAAGAUACAGAGAUCGGUACCUGGAAUUAAAAUUUAAUAUAUCUUAGUGACUUUAAGUUUCAUAUUUAGAGGGGUUCCAUUACUAUGCCCUGUACAAUUACUAAUUUUAAAAUUGCAGAAUUAUUUUCCAUCGCUGUAGCCAUGAUUGCAAUUAUUCAAAACGCUACUUAUUUCAAGAUUGAUUUUCAAAAAAGUGGUGUACAUUCAAGGUACCGAUCUCGAUGCAAACCAAGUACCAAAAGAUUCAAUUGUUCCGAUAUGUACGAGGUUGUAGAGGUAAAGUUGAUUUGUAUAUAAAUGAUACAUCCGUUUAUACACACACACACACACUGUACAACACGGAUGAAAAAAAAAAAAGAAGAAAA